AUGCGGACCUCAACAACAUCGCCGUUGAGGCUAUGCCGGCCGCGUCCCUCUUCAUACCUUUCCAACUCUCGCUAUACACAAACCUGUCGAGGCCUUCAUGCAUCGCGGCCGUUGCGGUACUCUCCGCAGACGGUGUCUGAUGUAGAGAUUGCUGCUUUGGCUAGACAACACCAGCAUCCUCUCAGCCUCGCUGAUCUAGUUAAACACGGACGACCACCUCUAUCCGAAAAGUCCCUCCUCUCAUCUGCCAAUUUCACACUCUCUCUGCUCCCAAUCCGACUGGCAAGACGGAUCCAAGCCCUUCGUAACCUGCCUUAUAUCGUCGUCUCCAACCCCAACAUCUCUCGCAUCUACAACAACUACCUACACUCGCUAUCCAUUCUCCUGCCAUACUGGCACGCCGCGAGUCACGGCCAGCCGAUUUCCACCCUCAAAGACGAAAUCGAAUUCACAAAUGUCCUGGCCGAGCUCGUCGCAACCCACACCGACACCAUACCCAUUCUUGCCAAGGGCUUCCUUGAAUGUCGCAAAUACAUCUCUCCCGCCGAGGUGACUCGCUUUCUGGACGAGCAUUUACGCGCUCGAAUCGGCACAAGAUUAGUCGGCGAACAACACAUAGCUCUUCACUUCAGCAGCCAACCUCACUUUGCUCCUGAGGAUAGUCCCACGCCAUGUCCCGAACACCCUUCAUAUAUCGGCGUCAUCGAUACCGCCUUGAAGCCCUCUCUUACCAUUGACUCUUGCGCCGGCUUCGUAGCCGACAUUUGCGAGCUGCGUUAUGGCUCCAGGCCUCAAAUCUACAUUGACGGCGAACCAGACACAACGUUUGCUUUUAUACCCAUGCACCUGGAAUACAUUGUAACCGAACUGCUCAAGAACGCAUUCCGUGCCACUGUAGAAAGCCGGGCUCGUGAACCCGUUGUCGUCACCAUCGCACCCGAACCACCGCUUAAGGAGCAGCCCGGCGGCGCACCACUGAUCAAGCAACCCGACGAAGAGCGCGGCCAAUUCCGCAGCGACGCCAUCAAACCUCUGGACGACAACGCCCCAGGUGUAACAAUCCGUAUACGAGAUCGAGGCGGCGGCAUCUCGCCCGACGUCUUACCCAACAUCUGGUCAUACUCAUUCACUACCUUCUCCGACGACGACGGCUUCCCCGGUUCAGGAGGAAGCACAAGCGGGGAUGGUCUCAGCGCCAUCGCCACUGCCAGCACGGGCGGCAGCUCCAUCGCCGGCCUGGGAUACGGCCUGCCUUUAAGUCGUGCAUACGCCGAGUACUUUGGCGGUGGCAUCGCCGUCCAGAGUCUAUACGGCUGGGGCACAGAUGUAUACUUGCGGCUCAAGGGUGUAGGGAAUCUCGACUGA
Molecule: messenger RNA, 1365 nt
Organism: Pochonia chlamydosporia 170
Lineage: Eukaryota; Fungi; Ascomycota; Sordariomycetes; Hypocreales; Clavicipitaceae
Product: kinase
Exons: 2
Coding region: 1-1365 (454 amino acids)
Biological process (GO): protein phosphorylation; regulation of glucose metabolic process
Cellular component (GO): mitochondrion
Molecular function (GO): pyruvate dehydrogenase (acetyl-transferring) kinase activity
Source: RefSeq, a predicted model, not a curated record